Molecule: messenger RNA, 1212 nt
Organism: Diplodia corticola
Lineage: Eukaryota; Fungi; Ascomycota; Dothideomycetes; Botryosphaeriales; Botryosphaeriaceae
Product: nucleosome assembly protein
Exons: 5
Coding region: 1-1212 (403 amino acids)
Biological process (GO): nucleosome assembly
Cellular component (GO): chromatin; nucleus
Molecular function (GO): histone binding; chromatin binding
Source: RefSeq, a predicted model, not a curated record
AUGUCUGAGCCCAUCCGCAAUAAGCGCGCCGACCAGGCCAUCGCGCCUACGCCGCAGAACACCCCGGCCAACGCCGCCCCCAUCUCUUCGCGCGCCCAGCAGCCUGGCGUCGCGAGCAUCAAGGAAGAGGAUUUCGACCGCGCCACGGCCGCGUCCAUCUUCGCCCAGAACCCCCAGCUCGUGUCCAUGAUCCAGGGCAAGCUUGGCUCGCUCGUCGGCCGUUCGUCCGGCUACAUUGAGUCCCUUCCCACCGAUGUCCGUAAGCGUGUCGCCGGCCUGAAGGGCGUCCAGAAAGAGCACUCCAAGCUCGAGGCCGAGUUCCAAGAAGAGGUCCUGCAGCUGGAGAAGAAGUACUUCGCCAAAUUCACUCCGCUGUACCAGAAGCGUGCCAAGAUCGUCAAUGGCCAGGAGGAGCCCAGUGAGGAGGAGGUCAAGGCCGGCGAGAUCCACGAUGAGGAGGACGAGGAGGCUGAGAAGCCCGCCGAGGAGGAGAAGCCCGCCGAGCCCACCGAACCCGUCAAGGGUAUCCCCGAGUUCUGGCUGUCCGCCAUGAAGAACCAGGUUUCCCUUGCCGAGAUGAUCACCGACCGCGAUGAGGUUGCUCUGAAGUCCCUGACCGAUAUCCGCAUGGAGUACCUCGACAAGCCCGGUUUCCGCCUCAUCUUCGAGUUCAACGAGAACGAGUUCUUCAGCAACAAGACCAUCACCAAGACCUACUACUACCAGGAGGAGAACGGCUACGAGGGUGACUUCAUCUACGACCAUGCCGAGGGCGACAAGAUCGACUGGCUGCCCGGCAAGGACCUGACCGUCCGCGUUGAGAGCAAGAAGCAGAGGAACAAGAACACCAAGCAGACCCGCGUUGUCAAGAAGACGGUGCCCACUGAGUCGUUCUUCAACUUCUUCUCCCCGCCCAAGGCACCCUCCGACGAGGAUGACGACAUCUCCUCGGACAUCGAGGAGCGCCUCGAGCUUGACUACCAGCUGGGCGAGGACAUCAAGGAGAAGCUCAUCCCCCGCGCCAUCGACUGGUUCACCGGCGAGGCCCUCCAGUUCGAGCAGAUCGACGACUACGACGAGGGCGAGUUCGAGGACGAGGACGAUGAGGAGGAGGACGACCUCAGCGACGACAGGGACGAGGAUGAUGAGUCGGACGAGGAGGCUGACGGCUCGAAGCCGAAGCAGGAGGCGGCGGAGUGCAAGCAGAGCUAG